This is a messenger RNA of Vitrella brassicaformis, 676 nucleotides long. The record is from the annotation of a GenBank genome assembly. NCBI's taxonomy places the organism in Eukaryota, Vitrellaceae.
CCCAGAACAACCCGACAACCCCCCGACAGAGACAGCAGCAGACGACCUCCCCGUCGAUGACGACCGCGACCUGCGCAUGGCCCUGGAGCUCAGCGCGCGACCCAUGGACGACGAUGGCCCUGGUCCCCCCCCGCCCCCCCAGCCACCAAGCUUCCGACGUCCGGCUGACGGGAAUGGACCACAACCACGGCAGCGAUGAUGAGCUCACGCCGUCUGUGCUGCCGCCCACGGAGAGCUCGAGCGACAACAAGACCGACAGGGAGGCGGCCUCCAAAGAGAAGGUGGAUUGAAACCACACACAGCAGGGGCACAGAGAGACGCUCACGGACGGGUUGGUUCUUGUGUUGUGGAUGGUGUGGUGCAGGACCAUUCGAGUGUCAUCCGUGAGGUCUCGCAGCCACCUAUGCUCUCCCCCACUCUCCCACCAGCACCGGCACCCACACCCACACCACUGGCACCAGCGGCAGAUGCAGUUGCAGUUGCUCCAGCUGCUGCAGACAGAAGGAGAGUGACGAUGAAGAACACUCCGCGGGCCCAACGAAUGAGGCGAAAGAGGCGGCUCUGAUGGGCAAGCUCCUAGGGCAGCUGAUUGGCAUCGGCGGCAACAAGAGCGACCCCAAGAAGGAGGGGAAGGAGGGCCCCUCUAGGUGGAGGCGAGGCGAUUGGCUGUCUGUCU